UUCCAAUGCUAUGUCCGAUGCCGGAAGGAGGGGGGAGCGCGAAGUGUUAUGGCGACGACAACGACAACGACGACAGCAGAGCCAGAGAGUGGGGAGGGCGCUCAAGAGAUGAUGGAGGUUGAUAGAAGGAUUGAAUCAGAAGAAUCUGGAGAUGAUGAAGGGAAGAAGCAAGCAGUUUGCAUAGUAACAGACCUCAGUCAACAAAGUCUAAGAGAAGAGCAGAAUGGAGAUAAUUUAACAAGUGAAUCAGAGAUUCCAGUGGAUAUGGAAACUAUUAGCCUGGAUCCAGAGGCUGAGGAUGUUGAUCUGAAUCAUUUCCGAAUUGGCAAAAUAGAAGGGUUUGAGGUGCUCAAGAAAGCGAAGACACUUUGUCUUCGACAGAACUUGAUUAAGUGCAUUGAGAACCUACAACAGCUGCACAUUCUCAAAGAGUUGGAUCUUUAUGACAAUCAGAUUCGUAAGAUUGAGAACUUGGAAGCCUUGACAGGUCUUGAGAUCUUAGAUAUUUCAUUUAAUAUUUUACGAAACAUUGAAGGUUUGGAUCAGCUCACUCAGUUAAAGAAACUCUUCUUGGUCAACAACAAAAUCAGCAAAAUUGAGAACCUAAGCAACUUACAACAGUUGCAGAUGUUAGAGCUGGGAUCUAAUCGCAUCAGGGCAAUUCAGAAUAUCGAUGCCCUGACUAACCUGGAUAGCCUAUUUCUGGGGAAAAACAAAAUCACUAAGUUGCAGAACCUGGAUGCGUUAACAAACUUGACAGUGCUUAGCAUACAGAGCAACCGGUUAACAAAGAUUGAAGGACUACAAAAUCUGGUAAAUCUGCGAGAACUGUACCUUAGCCAUAAUGGUAUAGAGGUCAUUGAGGGCCUGGAGAAUAACAAUAAACUUACAAUGCUGGACAUUGCAGCCAAUAGGAUCAAAAAGAUUGAAAAUAUCACCCAUCUAAUAGAACUCCAGGAAUUUUGGAUGAAUGAUAAUCUUAUUGAAUGCUGGAGUGACUUAGAUGAGCUGAAAGGAGCCAAGAAGUUGGAAACAGUCUAUCUAGAACGAAACCCUCUCCAGAAGGAUCCCCAGUACCGUCGCAAAAUCAUGCUGGCUCUUCCAUCCGUCCGGCAGAUAGAUGCUACCUUUGUCCGAUUCUGAACCUUCCCUGGCCCUUUGCCUUUGCCUUUCUUCCUCUCAGAGUGUCACAACUGGGAUUUUUAUCCACAUACUGUACCCUCUGUCUUCAGCCUGCUGACACUUAACACAGCAAAUGGCCAACCAGAAGCACUGAUAUCAGACCUUGCAUACAAUGCACACACUAUUGUUGUUUUUGAAUAUUGUUGUUAUGAUGAUGAUGAUGAUUAUUAAACUCCAACAUGUGAAAUCUCCUGGUCAUAGUGAUGUCUGUCUGAAUUAGGCAAGCUAUCAAAUACUUUGUCCUCUUAAUUUUUUCAGUGCUCUGACAGUCUGCUUAGAACUAAAAUAGUCUCUGACAGAGGUUAAUGUAUUGAAACAUAUUACUUUCAUUUGGUUUGCUUUCUUAAGGUGAACAUAGAAAACAUAGAAUCAUCCAGUUAACACAGAAGCAAUUGGAUGUAUAGAGUAAAUGUCAUUAUAUUGCUGAGUUAUUUGCUUUCACCUAUGUACAUUUUCUCCACCAUGUAAUUGACUUGCUCUUUUCAAUGUACACAUCCUUGUGUUUCUCACUGUACGAAGAUGGAUAUAUUCAAUAUGCCUUUAUUUACUUUUCUGAUCACCCGAUCUGCAAAGCUUUAUGCUUUCAAGAUGCUGUUCUAUAUAGUUUCUGUUCUGCAAAAGAUGGUAGAGCGAGCUUUAUAAUCAAUAGGAAAUGGAUUUCAAACACUAAUUAUUAAAGGAAGAAGGCACAAUCCUAUAAAUGAUUGAUUUCUUCCUAAACCAGUCAAAUAACUACAGAUGGUAGAAUGGUAUAAGUGAAAUAUAAAUGUAUUUGGGUGCCAACAGUUCCUGAUAGGCAGAAAAACAGUGUUGAUUUUGAGUUGAGGAGUCAGUUGAGGAGGAACUGACUUUUGCAGCCGAGAGAUGGUGUGUUUUUUUUAACAGAGGCCCUGUAGGCAUGCCAUUGCUUUGGAAAGAAGCUGGCAGUAAAGGUGUAUGAUUCCCUCUUUUAAAUAUUCAUAUGAUAAACAAAUCUGAAUAAAACCACAACAAGUAGUCAAAUUGUAAGCAUUUUUUCAAAGUAAGAGGAUGCUGUAUUGAUCAAUAUUACAGCUGAGCUAGUUUGAAUGUUUUCUGUAGAAAAAAACCCUGAUCAUUCCAAAUAUGGUAAAUAGUAAAUUGUAUUUCUCUAGAGAUUUUGAUCUUCCAGUUUUCAUCCCUAACUAGCAUGGCAACAGUAAGCCCAAUAUAUCCAGAAGCGAGCAGAUUGCUUAUCUAGAGUAACUGAUGAUAAUAUGGUGACUUUAAGUAUAAAAAAAAGUUCAUUUCCAUCCUCUUUAUAGUAAUAUUGCAAAAAAAUAUUGAUUGAAAUCACUGGUCAUCGACAAAUUAUUACGAAAUACGUUUUGAUCACAUAUUAGUAUUUAAAGAAGAACAGAAAUUAAUACAUUUGAGGAAGAGGGUGGAGCCUCCCAGCGAUACCAGGCAUAGCAAACAGUCACCUCCGUUCCUAUACUGGCUUUCUCCCUGUUUGUGGGCUCCAAUAGGAGUCAAAGCUGCCCUGUAGGGGCAGUGAAGCUAAGGAGGGGCUCUCUGAGGUAGCAGGAGAGAUUGCAAUCUCCUGUGAGCCCAGGGGCUUUUUCCCUCUACACCACAUCAAGGAGAAGAGGCAAUCCAAGAUGGCUGCCAUGAAAGCUGGGAGAGAUGACGACCAUCUAAGUACUGCAGGGAUGGAUUUUGGUGAACAGCUGUGAACCAGGUGAGAAGAAUUCUUUGUAUUUUAACCCCCAAAAAAUAUCCAGGAAAAGAGAGGUUCACUAUUUUUAAAAAACAGCAGCGAUCUAGCACUCUUUAAAUGCUAGAAUUACCCACUUAAAAACCAACGCUAUUUUAAAAGGCAAAAGAAUGCUUAAAAGGAAACUUUAAAAUAUAGAAAUCCUGGAAAAUAGCUGAAAAUAGCUGAACAACCUGAAAGGUGAUCCUUGGGAGGAGCUGUCUUUCAUAUUUGUAAUUUCUAAACCCAAAGAAGAAGAAUACAACAGUGUUACAUCCUCUAACGAAAGUGAAGAACAUCUAAUACACAUAAUAGAAGAAAGCGGACUGACCUUGACUCUAUCUCAGAAGGCGAUUUGAAUAUUUUGAACUACUGAGUUUCACUUUUUGAAGAUUUUAAAGAUGAAUUAAAUUGUUAAUAAUUAAAUACUAUUGAAAUUAGUUAUUGAACUGAGGACUCAAAAGAUUGGAGAAAACACAAUGGAUUAAUUUGGAUUUGGACUAUUAAUAGUAUCUGAUAGAACAUCACACGAGACCAAAGAAGAAGAGA
Molecule: messenger RNA, 3445 nt
Organism: Pseudonaja textilis
Lineage: Eukaryota; Metazoa; Chordata; Lepidosauria; Squamata; Elapidae
Gene: PPP1R7
Product: protein phosphatase 1 regulatory subunit 7
Molecular function (GO): protein binding
Source: RefSeq, a predicted model, not a curated record